Suillus subalutaceus is the source of this 783-nucleotide messenger RNA. RefSeq lists its product as uncharacterized. Bases 1 to 783 code for a protein of 260 amino acids. The transcript is spliced from 3 exons. Lineage: Eukaryota; Fungi; Basidiomycota; Agaricomycetes; Boletales; Suillaceae. The record is from RefSeq and is a predicted model, not a curated record.
AUGGAAGACAGCCACCCGGAGUUGACGACCCGCCACAGCGAAGAUCUUUCAGACCGCAGGACUCCGUCCAUUCAAUCGCUUCCCGUAUGUACGGAGGACAUAGACGAGGAUGAAGAUGCAUCUCUCGCUGGUAAUAUGGGUGGCGGACACAGCACUUCGCUGGGAAGAAAAGCCUCCGUGCGCACAACAAGAAGCAAUCGCACGAAUAUAUCAACGGCCGAGGCGACAGCGGCCUUUCAGAGCGGAUCAGUUCUCACCGGCCCAAACGCCGAGCCUGAUGUAGAUGAGGCCGUGGUCCUCAGGGGCGUCACCGCUGAGAGAUUCUUGAGUAAGAAACAGAAAGAUAAAAUCAUAAAGGAUGAGCAGCGAGAGUCGAAGCGGUUUUCCAAGCUUCUGAAGACAGAGUCCAAGUCGGAAAAGGCUGCAUUGGCACGAGCUCUCCAGUCUCUCGCGGCUCUGCAAGAUCUUCACAAGGCCGCCUGCAAACUCGAAGCCAAAGCAGAGGCAACCCACUACAAGUCACUCAUGGCCGCUCAGAAAGCUGAGAGCACAUUCCUUGAAGCAAGGGCUCGUGCUGAAGAGGAGCAUGCGCGAUGGGAAGGCAAGAAAGCGGAGGUCAAGGCUCAAGAGGAACGCUUGGAAGCGGAGAGGGAGACUGUAAGGGAGACGGAGGACCGCAUGGCAGAAUGCGCCCGCGAGGUCGAAAAAUUGAGAAUUCCUAAAGCUACAGACGAGAGAGAAAGGGAAGUCAAGAUAUCGGAGAUGUUAGGAAAGAAAACAUGA